GAUUAGUUUCUCCAACCUCUUUCAUCUCUUCUAAGCAACCUACCCAAACAACAUUACAUAAAUCUAAAUAUCUCCUUCUUCAUACAUUUAUAGCAAAUCAUCUUUUGCUUUAAGCAACACACUCACACAUACAAAAAAACCAGAGCGUUUCUCCCCGUCCUCUAUUCUGUUUGUACUUUUGGUCUCACUUUAAAGAUCAUAUACGCAAUUACAAGUUGAGAGAUUUCUGCAGAGAACAAUAUGUUGGAAAGUCUUGUCUCUCUAGAAAGUAUGUCCUUGAGCUUCAUGGAUGUGUCUGUACUUGAAAGGCUUAAAUGGCUGCAACAACAACAAUAUCAACAAGUUCAGAGCAGUACUAAUGCUUCAUCUGAACUUCUUCAGUUCCAGGGAACCAACAAUGAUGAGUUGUUGCAGAGUAACUUCAGCCAUUUUCAAAUGCUUGGAUCUGGUUUUGCACAAAACUAUGGCAUGGGUUUUGGUUCUUCACAUGAUACUAUGGAUGGCUGUAUUUCAAGAACAAGUAGCUGCCAGAUGGAUCCAGCGGAUACAAUAGGAGUAAUUUUGAAGAACAGUGAAGAAAACAUAGCUAUUUCCUUGAAAAACAAGAGAAAAUCCGAGAUUAAGACAAGGGAGGAGGAAAAGACAGAGAAGAAAAUCAAAGUAGAGGCUGAGACGGAGUCAAACAUGAAAGGAAAAUCAAACGUGAGUAACACGGAAUCAUCUUCAGACACUUCAAAGCAGACAUCAAAAGGAGCUUCAGAGAUCCAGAAAUUGGAUUAUAUCCACGUGAGAGCUCGUCGAGGCCAAGCUACAGACAGACACAGUUUAGCAGAAAGGGCAAGAAGAGAAAAGAUCAGCAAGAAGAUGAAGUAUCUGCAAGAUCUUGUCCCUGGAUGCAACAAAGUCACUGGAAGAGCUGGUAUGCUUGAUGAGAUCAUCAAUUAUGUUCAAUGUCUCCAGAGACAAGUUGAGGUAAGUAAUGAAACCAUGAUUAUCUCACCGUUAACCAAAUUUAGAAGUCUAAAUCGUGACAAUCUUUUGCAGUUCUUGUCGAUGAAACUGGCUGUCCUAAACCCAGAACUCGAGCUUGCUCUGGAGGACUUAUCUGUAAAACAGGCUUACUUUACAAAUCUUCAUGUAGUAGUUGCUUCGAAACCAUCUACAUUGGUUGAUGCGCCAUUGUUUCCACUGGAUCAGCAAGGAUCUCUAGAUUUAUCAGUUAUCAACCCGAACCAAACAACUUCCAUUGAAGCUCCAUCUCCAAGCUGGGAAACUCAGUCAAAGAGUCUCUACAACUCAUCUAGCCUUGGAUAUCAGUACUAAGAAAAUAUUCAUUUAAGCAACGAAGUUGACAUCAUCAGAAUCAGAUUCAGAUUCAGAACCAUAUUCCUAUGCCUAUAAACGUGACAACUACGCGGUCAUGGAAUAUUUUUCAGCUUUGCAUUAUCUUUUAAUCCUUGUUUUCUGCUUUUUAAACCAGAAGAACUGGAGAUAGCAAUUCAAAUGAUCUUGUCACCAUCAUCUUAGUAUAAAUCUUGGUUUAGAAGAUAAUAUAUAUAAAGCGAAAGAGAGUAAAUAAACACUAUAUGUUUUACAGGACUUAUAGAUGUGUAGUAGAAGAAAGAGACAGCUUUUGUGGCGACUACAAUUCCUUGUUGGAUGUAUAAUAAUAUCGAAGCAUACUAUUAAUCUUUUCCUUAUUUAUUUUUUCUUCAACUUGUAAAAUUUCUAUCUUUUUAAGAUCGCAUUCACAACUAGAUGUAGUCAUUAUUCAAAGUGUUAGCAUUUGUUUAUUAGACGGCCUUCUAGUCAAUUGCUAUAA
Molecule: messenger RNA, 1822 nt
Organism: Eruca vesicaria subsp. sativa (arugula)
Lineage: Eukaryota; Viridiplantae; Streptophyta; Magnoliopsida; Brassicales; Brassicaceae
Source: the annotation of a GenBank genome assembly